GAUCUACGCGUUUUGGAAAUGCCAUGCAAGAUGAAUUUACAUAUUAAAUACAACUUCUUACACGCAUUUAUGCUUCAAGUACAUUAAACUCCAUUCCUCUCAUCUAUAUAUACAUGUGUGUCUAUACAAUAUACAAGAACAAAUUUUACAUAUAUAAUUCAGCAAUUCAUUUUUUUCACGUUAAAAUGAUGAAAAAUAAGCUGUUUUCCUCUCCAUUAAUCAUUUCUUGCAUUAUUUUAGCAAUUCUAACGUUAUCUACUCAUUCUUCAGCAGAUAAUGUUUCGCCAGCAAAUCCUAUCCCCCCUUCAAUCAUAUGCAAAUCCACCCCUUAUCCUGGAUUCUGUAAAUCAAUGCUCGUUCCAAACUCAAAUUCCUCAUCCAAUGCGUACGAUCACAGCCUGUUUUCUGUACAAAAAUCCUUAUCCGCAGCCCGAAAAUUCCUUUCGUUGAUUAACAAGUAUCUACGGGGGUCGAGAAAUUUGACAAUAACAGCCGUGAGGGCUCUAGACGACUGCAAGUUUCUAGCCGAGCUUAACAUUGAUUAUCUAAUGAGUUCUUUUGUUAUUGUCAAUGGAACUUCAUCGAAAACUCUUUCGGUUUUCGAGGCUGACGAAGUUCAGACACUUCUUAGCAGCAUUUUGACAAACAGUCAGACAUGUGUGGAUGGCCUUCAGGCUACAGCCUCGGCCUGGAGUGUAAGAAAAGGGAUUUUAUCGCCAUUGACGAAUGAUACGAGGUUGUUCAGUGUUUCUUUAGCCCUUUUCACUAAAGCCUCGGUUCCUAAGAGGAAGAAGCCUUCACACUCGACAGGGAAACACUUGACAUUCCAAAAUGGCAGAUUGAAUUUCAAAAUGUCUGCAAAAAAUCAAGAAAUCUUGAACGUUUUCAGCAACAGAAGGCUGCUUCAGACAGAUGAUAAUGAUAAUUAGGUUCG
Messenger RNA from Olea europaea var. sylvestris, 934 nucleotides. RefSeq names its product probable pectinesterase/pectinesterase inhibitor 41. The coding region runs from base 114 to 929 and encodes 271 amino acids. The record is from RefSeq and is a predicted model, not a curated record. The transcript has 2 exons. Lineage: Eukaryota; Viridiplantae; Streptophyta; Magnoliopsida; Lamiales; Oleaceae. Gene Ontology annotation, molecular function: pectinesterase inhibitor activity; pectinesterase activity.